Messenger RNA from Symbiodinium natans, 1299 nucleotides. NCBI's taxonomy places the organism in Eukaryota, Dinophyceae, Suessiales, Symbiodiniaceae. The record is from the annotation of a GenBank genome assembly.
AUGCAAGCGGCUGCACUUCGCCUGCCAAGCUCGGCACGGAAACGGCGCGAUGAGCCAUGGCAGGCGGCUCUGCAAAGCUUGGAGGACUUGCUGGCGAAAGGGGCGUAUCUCCAUGCGCGCAGCUUCGAUCAGGUCCUUGGGCACCUCGGCCGGUGCUCUCAGUGGCAGCUGCUGCUUACUCUCCUUUCGGUCUUGCCAACUUGGAGGCCGACGCCGGAUCUUCUCUCCUACAGCCACGCCAUUAGCGCCGCCGAGAAGGCUGGGCAGUGGCGAGUGGCACUCCAACUGCAUUCUGAAGUUCUGGCUGGCGACCUCCAGCCGGAUGUCGUCAGCUUCUCAUCCUGCAUCAGCGCGCUCGCACGCGGCGGUCAGUGGGAAAAAGCGCUUCAGUUGCUCUGGGAGAUGCCAUCUGCGGGCAUCGAGGCAAACGUGGUCAGCUUCAAUGCCGCCAUCACAGCCUGCGAGAAAGGCAACCGUUGGCAGGGGGCACUUCAGCUUCUCGAGGACCUGCUGCGCCUGCGUGUAGAGCCCACGUGCAUCACGUGCAACGCGAUUCUCAGUGCUUGCGAGAAAGCCGGCCUUUGGGAGGAUGCGCUCCAUUUGUUUUCGCAUCUCCCGGCCAUGACCGUCCAAGCAGAUACCGUUAGCUACAAUGCCAGUAUAAGUGCUUGCGCGAGAACGGGUCAGUGGCCGCUCGCCCUGCACUUCCUCUCGGGAAUGUCCGUGGCAUCGAUUGCAGGAACGGUCGUGAGCGUCAAUGCCGGGAUCAGCGCCUGUGAGAAAGCCGGGCAGUGGCAGAUGGCACUGCACCUCCUAGACAGGAUGCCCCUGGCUCAGCUUUUGCCGGAUCUCAUCAGCUGCAAUGCGAGUCUCAGCGCCUGUGAGAAGGCCCGGCAGUGGGAGCAGGCCCUUCACCUUCUCAUGGUGGGAAUGGCUGGCCAUAGAGUUGCAAGCGACGUAGUCACCUGGAAUGCUGUGAUUCGGGCGAGUGCGGGUGGUGGACGCUGGCUGCUGGCGGUGGGGUUGCUGUCGGGUGUCCAGUUUGCUACGGUGCAGGCGGAUGUGAUCACCUUUGGGGCCUGUAUUGCGUGCUGCGCAGAGGAUGGCCACUGGCAGAUGGCGGUGCAGCUGCUGACGGAAAUGCCGGCAGCCCGCGUUGCGGCCAACGCCAUCAGCUUCAACUCGUGCAUUAGCGCCUGUGAGAAAGCCGCACGGUGGCAAGAGGCGCUCCUGCUGCUGUCGGACAUGCCCAAAGCCGCAUUGCAAGCGGACAGCAUCAGCUUCUCGGACACUUUCUAG